Rodentolepis nana is the source of this 492-nucleotide messenger RNA. The record is from the annotation of a GenBank genome assembly. Lineage: Eukaryota; Metazoa; Platyhelminthes; Cestoda; Cyclophyllidea; Hymenolepididae.
AUGGUUGGUGUUGAUUUCAACAGGGCUACUUUGCAUGAUGAUGAUGAUGUUGUUGAUGAUGAUGGGGAGGAUGCAGAAGAGGAGGAAGUGGACAAAGUGGUGGAGGAGAACGAGGAGGUGGAAAGGUGUGCUGUGGGGAAACAGGCCUCACAACUCAGCCACCUACUCUUCAAGUCCGUGCCAGACCAGAAGAGGGCCCGGGCUACUUUGCAUGAUGAUGAUGAUGUUGUUGAUGAUGAUGGGGAGGAUGCAGAAGAGGAGGAAGUGGACAAAGUGGUGGAGGAGAACGAGGAGGUGGAAAGGUGUGCUGUGGGGAAACAGGCCUCACAACUCAGCCACCUACUCUUCAAGUCCGUGCCAGACCAGAAGAGGGCCCGGUACGUCGCCACAACAUCACAACCCCCUCCUUUCAAUUCAACUGCUCAGGACUUGAUUCACAGACUCCAGUCUCGCUUUAAACUCCGUAUUUCUGUGGUCGGUACUAUAUUCUAA